This is a messenger RNA of Anthostomella pinea, 198 nucleotides long. Lineage: Eukaryota; Fungi; Ascomycota; Sordariomycetes; Xylariales; Xylariaceae. The record is from the annotation of a GenBank genome assembly.
AUGAAGUACGCAAGCUUCCUCCUCAGCCUCGCGCUGUACAUGCUCCAAGCCAAGCUCAGCAAGGCGGACAAAAUCUUGUGCGCCGCGGCUGACAACUCGAAUUCCCAGGGCAACUUGAACGCCGGAGGUUAUUGCGGAGCCUUUGAACAUGCGGCCGAAUUCGUGGUCAAGAAUGACAAGCUGGUAGUUGAUGAGUGA